AUGGGGGAUGACAGUCACCGUCUAGCGGCGUAUCGUUUCGUCGCCUACUCGGCCGUCACCUUCUCGGUGAUUGCUGUUGUAUCCAUCUGUAUCACUUUGCCGAUGGUUUACAACUACAUUCACCACGUGAAAAGGUCACUAAAGACAGAAAUCCACUAUUGUAAGGGCUCUGCGAAAAGUAUCUGGUCUGAGGUGAAUGUGAUCAAGAACAUCCCCGCCUCCAACCGAACUACUCGACAAGCUGGGUCAUGCGAUGACUGCUGUAUUCCGGGACCUCAAGGACCACCUGGUGCACCUGGAAGACCGGGCCGUCCCGGAAUGCCAGGAGCACCUGGAAUGCCAGGAGCACCCGGACGUCCGCCAGCGAGACCUUGUGAGCCGGUCGUACCUCCACCAUGCCCACCAUGUGCUGGUGGCGAACCCGGACAACCAGGACCUCCAGGACCACCAGGACCACCAGGACCACCUGGACCAGCUGGAAAUGGC
This is a messenger RNA of Strongylus vulgaris, 486 nucleotides long. The record is from the annotation of a GenBank genome assembly. NCBI's taxonomy places the organism in Eukaryota, Metazoa, Nematoda, Chromadorea, Rhabditida, Strongylidae.